Messenger RNA from Eptesicus fuscus (big brown bat), 864 nucleotides. It is a transcript of the gene SMKR1, whose product is annotated as small lysine rich protein 1. The coding region runs from base 378 to 578 and encodes 66 amino acids. The transcript has 2 exons. The record is from RefSeq and is a predicted model, not a curated record. NCBI's taxonomy places the organism in Eukaryota, Metazoa, Chordata, Mammalia, Chiroptera, Vespertilionidae.
CCCGCCGCGCGCCCCCUGGCGUUUGGACUCCGGGCCGCCGGCGUCCGCCCGCGUGUCCCUCCCUGCUUGGUGCUCGCUGCGCGUCUGCAGCCUGUGACCUCGGGGCCUCCGUGCGGCGGGUGCUCGAGCCCGGCGUGGCGGCAGCUCGGUGGCUCGCAGCCCACAAACCACGCCGGAGGCAGCCGGGUUGAGAGGCGUGGGGAGGCCCCGGACCUGCGGCGGUUCUUCGCGGAGAGCGAGGGAGAAAGCCGGGUGCGCGGCAGGAAUGGGCGCGGGGACGCCUCCCCUAGGCGAUACGGAACACUGGGGGCGCUCUCUUCAUUUCAGGAUUGGGAAUACAUGCCACACUCACCUGCUCAACUGAGAAAGGAGUUACCAUGCCAGGUAAAGGGAAAAGAGGAAAAGGCCGGGGCAAGUCCCGCGGGAAGAAGCAGAAGAAGCAGGAAGUGGACAUCCUCAGCCCGGCGGCGAUGCUGAACCUCUACUACAUCGCCCACAACGCGGCCGACUGCCUGCACCUGCGGGGCUUCCGCUGGCCAGGGGACCCCAAGGCAAAGAAAGGGAAGAACAAGACUUAAGUGGCAGCGUUUCACCAGCACACAUCUCUCCCACAGAGAGCAGGAUCGGGAGCGGAGAAGGCAGGGUAACACAACUGUUGCAAGCAAAGUGGACUUGCUAAAGGCAACUUGAGAUGGCAGCUUUCUGUGGCAGGGAGUGGUAAAGAGAGGCAUUUCACUUCCUCAGCUCAGUCCGGCUAUGGUUAGCCAGUCUGGUUCUUCAGAAGUUAAGGGGGAAGAGACUGAGUAGGACUUAAAAUAGUCACUACAAUCCUGGAUCAGAAUUAAACCUUGCUCUCAAAAGGCA